UUCGUAGGUGGUGACACCGCGGAAGACUGCCUGCCCCUCCUCGAGCAGUACCGCGCCGAGAACAAGGGCUGCCUCUUCGCAUACAGCGUCGAGGUCGACGAGAACGAGGCGGCGGGGAAGGACGCGGGCGGUGCGGCGAAGGACGUGCAGCCGGUACACAAGCGCAUCGUGCAGGAGAUGAUCCACUCCAUCGACGUCGCGGCCGACUUUGAGGAACGGCACGUCGUGAACCCCGCCGACCCGGCCAAGGGCCGCAAGACGUGGGUUGCGAUCAAGCUCACUGCCCUGCUGCCGCACGCACAGUCCCUGAUUAAGUUUUCCUCGCACCUGAUCAAGACACGGCCGCCAACCCCCGACAUCCCUUUCCCCGGUAUCCCGCACGCGAGCGACCUCAGCGUACUGUACGAUAGUACGCCACCUCCAUCAUCCCCGCUGACUGAAGCCGACAUUGUCGAACUCCGGGAGCUCCACCAGGACUUGGUACGGAUAUGCACACGCGCAAAGGAGAUGGGUGUGCGCAUCAUCUUGGACGCGGAGUACAGUUGGUAUCAACCCGCCAUAGACGCAUAUGUGUACGCCCUCGUCCGGCAGUUCAACUCGCGUUCCGAUUUCCCGGCCAGUGACGCUACUCCGAACGUCCAGCCCUUGGUGUACCAGACAUACCAAGCGUACCUCCGUCGCACCCCAGGCUACCUCAACCAAAGCAUCCGCGACGCCUACCUGCACAACUACGCGUUGGGCGUGAAGCUCGUGCGGGGCGCGUACCAUCCGCACGAGACGCUCGCGCACCCGUCCUCUGCGCAGACCUCGGCCGCGCUGCGCUCGCUGUCAAUCUCGCCGGACCCGCUCCUGCCCGUGUGGGCGGAGAAGGCCGAGACGGACCGCUGCUACAACGAGUGCGCGCGCGUGCUGGUCGAGAAUAUCCGGCACGACGUGGAGACUCGGAGGGGCGGGGCAUCGUUCUGGUCUUGGGGGAGAAGGCAGGGGCAAGAGAGGGACGUGCCGAGGAUCGGGGUGCUGUUCGGUACGCAUAAUUGGGAGAGCGCGAAUAAGAUCUUGGAGGAGCUGGCGAAGAAUGGGCUGGCGGAGAGAGAGCGGGAGGACGGGGAGGAUGUGUUUAGGGUUCCGGAGGCGGUCACGGAAAGGCUGACUAUGGGUCAGCUGUAUGGUAUGUGCGAUGCUCUGACAGAUUAUUUGGUGGAUAAGACGAGGUGUUCUGCGCCCUUCGUGAUCAAGUAUGUUCCCUACGGAGCACUGUCUGAGGUUAUGCCAUACCUCAGCCGUCGAGCCAUCGAGAACAAGUCGGUGCUGGGCAAUGGAGCUGCUGCUAUGGAACGCAAGAGGGCAUGGAACGAGAUACGCAAACGACUGUUUGGCUAA
Molecule: messenger RNA, 1380 nt
Organism: Gloeophyllum trabeum ATCC 11539
Lineage: Eukaryota; Fungi; Basidiomycota; Agaricomycetes; Gloeophyllales; Gloeophyllaceae
Product: FAD-linked oxidoreductase
Exons: 8
Cellular component (GO): mitochondrion
Molecular function (GO): FAD binding; proline dehydrogenase activity
Source: RefSeq, a predicted model, not a curated record